Messenger RNA from Triticum turgidum subsp. durum (durum wheat), 1155 nucleotides. NCBI's taxonomy places the organism in Eukaryota, Viridiplantae, Streptophyta, Magnoliopsida, Poales, Poaceae. The record is from the annotation of a GenBank genome assembly.
AUGGAGAGUGCUCUGUCCUUGCCCGUGCACACCACCAACAGUGCCGUCGGUCACCCAGAAACUAAGAGAGCAAGGGAGAGAGAAGAAACUCUUGCGCGCGGAACUCUUUUGGGUUGUCUCUUUGGGUUAGCGAGAAUGCGGCAGCUCUCGUCCCUGCUGCAGGGGCUGGCCCGAUCCAUGGCUCUGGGAAAGGAGAGGAAGGAGGAGGAGCAGGGGACGGUGCUGCGGUCGUCGGGGACGCUCCGGGGCGAGGGCUCCGAGACCUUGGCCGCCGUCUGGUCCCGCCGCGGCGAGAAGGGCACCAACCAGGACUGCUCCAUCGUCUGGGAGGGGUUCGGACGCCAGGAGGACACUAUCUUCUGCGGCAUCUUCGACGGCCACGGCCAGUGGGGCCACUACGUCUCCAAGGCCGUCCGGGACUCGCUGCCGCCGUCGCUGCUGUGCCGCUGGCAGGAGGCCGUCACGCUAGCGUCGCUCAUCGACGGCGAGAAGAAGCUCUGCGACUCCCAGUUCGACCUCUGGAAGCAGUCCUACCUGGCCGCCGCCGCUGCCGUCGACGAAGAGCUCCGCCGCAGCAGCCGCCUCGACGCGGUCAACAGUGGCUCCACUGCUCUGUCCGUCGUUAAAAAGGGUGACACGAUGGUGAUCGCGAACGUGGGCGACUCCCGAGCCGUCCUGGGGACCACGUCGGACGACGGCAGCAUCGCAGCCGUCCAGCUCACCGUCGACUUCAAACCCAACCUGCCUCAGGAGAAGGCGCGCAUCGUGCAGUGCAAGGGCCGCGUGCACUGCCACGAGGACGAGCCCGGCGUGCACCGGGUGUGGGUGCCCGACCGGGAGGCGCCGGGGCUGGCCAUGUCGCGUGCGUUCGGCGACUACUGCGUCAAGGACUACGGCGUCAUCUCGGCGCCGGAGGUGACGCAGAGGAGGAUCGCCGCCCGGGAUCAGUUCGUCAUCCUGGCCACCGACGGGGUCUGGGACGUGGUCUCCAACGAAGACGCGGUGCAGAUCGUGGCGGCCACGGCGGACAGGGAGAAGGCGGCGAAGCGCCUCGUCCAGUGCGCCGUCCGUGCCUGGAGGCGCAAGCGGCAGGGCUACGCCGUCGACGACUGCUCGGCGAUCUGCCUCUUCCUCCACCACUCGCCGCCAUCGUAG